Schistocerca cancellata (South American locust) is the source of this 1041-nucleotide messenger RNA. RefSeq names its product centromere protein I-like. The coding region runs from base 1 to 705 and encodes 234 amino acids. The transcript is spliced from 7 exons. Gene Ontology annotation, cellular component: kinetochore. The record is from RefSeq and is a predicted model, not a curated record. Lineage: Eukaryota; Metazoa; Arthropoda; Insecta; Orthoptera; Acrididae.
AUGGUGGCAUAUGCAGGCAACUUGUUAGUAGUUGAUUCAGAUGAAUCCAGGACAGCUUUGGAGGAGGGUGCAGGUGCAGGAUACAAGUACGUGGCAACAGAAUUUGACAAGAAACUUGAAGAACUAUCAGAAAGAGAGACUGGUCUGAGUGAUGUUGAAAUUACUAUCCUCCUCCGUGUUUUAACAAAAGCCACACUUUCUAUAAAGCGUUUCCAGAAACUUCUGCAUUGUGUUGUGCCAGAGACAAUUGUGCAGAAAGAACACAUACAAACUGUUGUCAUCUUGAUGCUUGUGAGACACGUGUAUGAACCACCUGAAAAGAGUAUUGCUGUCCUCCAGUGGCUCAUUGCUUUGCUGGAGAAUGAGCUCGCAGACAGACAAGCGAUUGACAGCUUUUAUCAUCAAAUUUAUUUUCUAUUAUUUGUUGAAAGUCUGGCACGGUGGGCUUCUAAAAUUGUAUAUAUGUUGACUACACCAGAUGACGUUAAAAGAGCGAGGGUUGUAACAUUAUUUCGCUGCAACCUCAAACAGUCAGGAGCACAUCACAUCGAAGCAUUACUGGGCUUAUUUAAGUCUCUUCGUCCAGAACUUGUACCAGAAGAUGUUUCAACUGUAAAUACACAUACAGCCUUUGGAAGAAUACCUGCUACGCUGUCAGAGGCUGUAAAUAAGAGCAGGUGUUGCAGACCCAAGGCAAGAAGUUAAUCAUCAAACAGAUGCAGAACAUGUCACACUGUGCUCCUGCAUGAUCUGCUACUGCCAAUUUCACCAUCUUGCCAAGGUGACAGUUGCUCAGGUGUUUAUGUGCUGUACUGGAUUUUCCUUAAAGAGGAUGGAAAGAUGUAGAACAAGAGCCACUUACAACUUGCUUUUAGCCACAAUUACCUUCAGUGAUUUCCUUUUAAAGGCAGUAGUUAUUGUUUUAAAUUAUAAAGUAAUGCACUAAUUAAGUUUUUUUGUGUGUAGUAUAAACUCGUUUCACGGCUUUUUUCUCAUUUUUAAGUACCUUGGGAGUUUACGUAGAUACUGAAUGUGAUGUCU